UUUGCGCUCACCGCGCUUGCGCUGUUCGCUACCGCCUUCUUUCUUCAGCGGAGGCCGCCGCCGCCUCUCUGUUCCACAGCCAUGGAGUCUUCCACUUUCACCUUGGUGCCUGUCUUUGCCCCGCUGAGCAACUUCCAGAGCCUCCUUCUAGCUGUUGGUUCAGCCUUCUUCAUUGCGACCCGUGCCCAGAGCCCGUGCUGCAGCCAUGUCACUCCUGGCGACCCUGGGGCUGGAGCUGGACAGGGCCCUGCUCCCAGCUAGCGGUCUGGGCUGGCUCGUAGACUAUGGGAAACUCCCCCUGGCCCCUGCCCCCCUCGGCUCCUAUGAAAUCCUUGGGGGAGCCCUGGAGGGUGGGCUCCCAGGGGGAGGAGAGCCCCUGGCAGGUGACGGCUUCUCUGACUGGAUGACUGAGCGAGUGGACUUUACAGCCCUCCUGCCCCUGGAACCCCCCUUACCCCCAGGUGCCCUCCCCCCACCCUCCCCACCCCCACCUGACCUGGAGGCCAUGGCCUCUCUCCUCAAGAAGGAGCUGGAACAGAUAGAAGACUUCUUCCUUGAUGCGCCACUCCUCCCACCAUCCUCCCCCCUGCCUCAGCCGCCGCCACCAGCGCCCUCCCUCCCUCUUCCACUCCCCCUCCCCACCUUUGACCUCCCCCAGCCCCCUGCUCUGGAUACCCUUGACUUGCUGGCUAUCUACUGCCGCAGUGAGGCCGGGCCAGGAGACUCAGGGUUGGCAUCCCUGCCCCCACCACAGCAGGCCCCCCCCCCUCCACCUCCACCCUCUCGCCCGGCCCCCUACCCGAAUCCUACCACCACCCGAGGGGACCGCAAGCAAAAGAAGAGAGACCAGAACAAGUCAGCAGCUCUGAGGUACCGCCAGAGGAAGCGGGCAGAGGGCGAGGCCCUGGAGGGCGAGUGCCAGGGGCUGGAGGCUCGAAACCGGGAGUUGAGGGAGAGGGCUGAGUCGGUAGAGCGCGAGAUCCAGUAUGUCAAGGAUCUGCUCAUUGAGGUGUAUAAGGCUCGGAGCCAGAGGACCCGGAACAGCUAGAGGGGCUUUGGGCUGUAGGGGGCACUGGUCUUCAUCUCUGGCUCACCUCUAUUUCUGGGGCUGGGGUCGGAGGAUCCCACCAUCCCCUUUUCUGUCUUUCUCCCCCUCCCUCUCCUUUUAUCUUUGACUGCUCUCGCCCAUUUCUGAAUUUGCCCCCCUUCUCCCACCCAGAAUCCUGGAAUGUCUGGCCUUACUCAACAUCUCCACUUCUCAAGUAACAGCUGAGGGGCUGGGGGCCCAGAGACGGGGAGCUUGCAACCCUGGUCUCUCAAUCAGGGAAGUGAGGCCAGGAAGCUGUGCAGAAUGAAUGUGGAACAAACAGGGGAGCCCCCUGGGGAUGUGAGCCAGGGAGGGUCUUAAGAAUGGCCCCUGUGUAAUAAUAUAACCAAAAAAGCAAGCCAAGUGACCUUAGGGAAACAUAUUUGGGCAGGAAGCCAAAAGGUGGCCAAGUUCACAGAGCAGGUGAAUAUGCAGGUAGCCGGGGAGGUGGGCAGGGCGGGGGAACGGCCAUAGUCGGGACUGGGUGUUCAUUUUAGCUCUGGGAGGAAAUCAGUGUUUUGUUGUGGGGGCAGGGGUCGUGUUGUGUUGGGGGAGGGGCUGCAUCUAGGUGAGGGAGGGCAGGGACUGAUCCUUUUGGUGGUUUGUGAGCAGAAAUAAAAUGAAGAAUUUUCUCUGG
Molecule: messenger RNA, 1724 nt
Organism: Lynx canadensis (Canada lynx)
Lineage: Eukaryota; Metazoa; Chordata; Mammalia; Carnivora; Felidae
Gene: ATF5
Product: activating transcription factor 5
Exons: 3
Coding region: 206-1048 (280 amino acids)
Biological process (GO): regulation of transcription by RNA polymerase II
Cellular component (GO): nucleus
Molecular function (GO): RNA polymerase II transcription regulatory region sequence-specific DNA binding; DNA-binding transcription activator activity, RNA polymerase II-specific
Source: RefSeq, a predicted model, not a curated record